CUGAGCGGCCCCUCAGCUCCUGUCUGUUAGCGAGCAGUUAAAGUUCAUGUCUUUCAGUGAGAAAGUUAGCGAGGCUAACGAGUUAGCCAACAUGUCAGAUACAUUUGCGAUCUUAAUUUGAAUGUGUAUAACCUUCUCACAUCUUUAUUGCGAUGUAUUUGCACUUAAAUGUGUGAAAUGUUAAAGUUUGAAAGUGACUGCGAAUUCCGUGUGGAGCUAGCGGUCGGUAUUUAGCGCCCCAGCGAGGACAAACUCUCAGACGGUUUCCCCGCAGGCUUGUGGUUUCUAUAGAAACGGCUGCAGGAUCGAAUAUGUGAAGGAUAAAACGAGGACAUUUAGGUCAGCAGACUUUAUGCUUUUUAUCAAGAAAAACAAAGCCCGAAUAAAUUGUUUUGGUUGUUGAUUGCAGGUUUUGGUCACUUUUUGAAAUUUUUUAUUUUUUUUUAAAGCGUCGUCAUGGUACUGAAGAUUUUCUUCCCACGAUGCUGUAACAUGGCCGACAGCGGUCUGCUCGUGGGUCGAUGGAUCCCGGGCCACGACUCGGCUGUGGUGCUCGCUGUCAUUCACUACCCCUUCAUACCUGGCCAGGUGAAGAAGUACCUAAGUGAGCUAUGCAGUCAGAUUCAGGUGGAUCUGACCGUUCUGGGGUCGUGGAGCUUGUCCAAGGAUGGGCAGAAGGAAAUGGAUGGCUUCUUGAAAGACCUCAGUACCAUCUUCCCUCACUCACGCUGGCUGCAGCUGAGCCGCGAACCCGGCAAGAGAGGCUUUGCUUGUGAAGUGGUACACAAAAAUGGACACGCACCAGCAAGCAACGAGGAAGACAAAAUCAUCUUCGUUCAUUAUGAUCAGAGGAAGGUGAUGCUCUCACAGCUUCAUCCUGUCCAUGAAAACGGUGCUAAGGUCGAGUCUUCAGAGCUGCGUGCGGUUUUCCACACGGUUUCCCGGAGUGAACCGUUGUUCCUCCUCGACAAAUACGACGACGGGCCGCUGAAGCUGACCCACUGGCAGUCGGACGGCAGGGAGGCGAGCAUCAUCAUGGAAUUGGUCAAGCAGGCCUCCGUCCCCGUCUGCAUGCUCUUCAGCUUGCUGGCGUGUUGGUGGAGAUGGCUGUGCAGCCUCAGGGUGCUGAAUAUUUGGCCGGUGCGCUUCAUUUCGAGCAAGUUGUCCACCUGCGUUCAGGCAGGAUACAGGAUGGAUCAUUUUCAAACCGUUUUCUCGACCAGGAAAGCCACAACUCACAUGGACUUCAUGAGGAAGGCGAACAUGUUUGUGUCCUUCUUUGUGGAUAUCGCUCUGGGACUGCUGCUGAUCUCGUGGCUCUACAGAGAGAACCGUAUCAGCCAGCUCGCGAACACCUUAAUGCCGGCCGCUGAUCACGUCGCAAAGGAGCUGCAGGAGCUUCUGGAGUGGCUCAUGGGUGCCCCUGCUGGUCUGAAAAUGAAUCGCGCCCUCGAUGAGGUUCUGGGGAGAUUCUUCCUCUACCAUAUCCAUCUGUGGAUCAGUUACAUCCGUCUCAUGUCUCCUUUUAUCGAAAGGAUCCUGUGGUACGUUGGACUUUCCGCCUGCCUGGGCUUGACCUUUGCCCUUUCUGUGCUUUCGGACAUUGUGGCACUUCUGACCUUCCACAUCUACUGCUUUUAUGUGUAUGGAGCCAGACUCUACUAUCUGAAGCUCUACGGCCUGUCGUCCCUCUGGAGGCUUUUCCGUGGAAAAAAGUGGAAUGUCCUGAGACAGCGUGUGGACUCGUGCUCCUACGACCUGGACCAGUUGUUUCUCGGGACUCUGCUCUUCACCAUCCUGUUGUUUUUGCUGCCCACGACCGCGCUGUAUUAUCUGGUCUUUACUCUGCUGCGGUUGGUGGUGGUGAUGUUCCAGGGUUUGAGCCACCUGAGUGUCAACUUGAUCAACUCCUUCCCUCUGUUCGCCAUGGGGCUGCGCAUCUGCAGGCCGUACAGACUGGCUGAGGGAGUGAAAUUCUGCGUGUUGCAUGAAGAACCCGGGGCUCCACUUCACCUGCUGAUGGAGAUUAACCCUCUGCAGUGCAGUUCGGUGCUGCAGUGUUACCGCACCGAGAGGUCCAGCUGCUCAUCCAGAGACUCGUGGCUCGCUUUGUGCAAGAAGCUUUUUGUAGGAGAGCUCAUUUACCCCUGGAGGCAGAAAAGCACCAAGACUGAUUGAAACCCUCCUGAGACCCUCAUGAGCUCUUCUGCAUCCCCCAUGACCAGCCUGACUGACAACACGCUGACCUCCUGCACUUAUUGUGCGAGAUGGAAUUGAAGGUGUCUGGUUUUUUUUUAAAUGAACGUUCUAAUAUGGUCUGGUAUUUCUCAUUUAGCCACUACUGAUUUAAUAUUUUAAUCCUAGUCUUAAUAAAUAUGAACAGAAAUCAAGAUCUUGAUGCUUUUUUCAUAACUUAUUGAUUUAUUGUUGAGUGUCCACUAUUUUGUGACAUGAAAAGGUGGCAUUUUUAAUGAUGAUCAGUUCUGAUGGACACAGAUCAAAAUCUGAAAUAAUGGAGUGAUUUAGUGAUCAUGAGGCCGGUCUUUAUCGGCUGAACCAAAGGAAGGAAGAAGACCGAUUUGUUCACCUGAGUGAUUCAUUGAAACAGACUGAAUCAUUUGGAACUGAGCCAUUUCUGCUUCAGGUGCAGAAUGUCAGGUGCACCACACAUUCCUCCUUUAGAGUUCAUAACUCAUGCCAUGUCGUUUCGUUGUCUCUGUAGCUGUGUUAAUCAGAGAUGCAUUCGCAUAUUAAUUGAUCUGGAUGAAUCAGAUUGUAUCUUUCUGUCGUCUCAAAAUUAAUUCCCUUGUGAUUUAUACUUGCAUUGAAAUACUCUCUUUAGAAAGUGAUUACACAACUUGACAGUGUAUUUACUUUUGAGUGGAGGAGAGUGCUUUCCAUUGGGGAAGGACGUCAGUCAGUCUCUCUGUCUCUAUGUAGCUGUCUGUUUGUAUUUGUUUCUUUCUCUCUCUCUCUGUGUGUGUGCUGUCUGUAAUUCCUGUGCAGUAUCACUGAUGCUCAUGGCUCAGUUUCCACUUGCAGAAUUGAAUUGUAUAUAAAAAUUCCUAUUUCAUAAAAAUGAUUAUAAGCAACGA
Molecule: messenger RNA, 3095 nt
Organism: Neoarius graeffei (lesser salmon catfish)
Lineage: Eukaryota; Metazoa; Chordata; Actinopteri; Siluriformes; Ariidae
Gene: pigq
Product: phosphatidylinositol glycan anchor biosynthesis, class Q
Exons: 11
Coding region: 457-2178 (573 amino acids)
Biological process (GO): GPI anchor biosynthetic process
Cellular component (GO): membrane; endoplasmic reticulum
Source: RefSeq, a predicted model, not a curated record